Dictyostelium discoideum AX4 is the source of this 2274-nucleotide messenger RNA. RefSeq names its product D111/G-patch domain-containing protein. NCBI's taxonomy places the organism in Eukaryota, Evosea, Eumycetozoa, Dictyosteliales, Dictyosteliaceae. Gene Ontology annotation, molecular function: methyltransferase activity; nucleic acid binding; O-methyltransferase activity. Gene Ontology annotation, biological process: 7-methylguanosine mRNA capping. The record is from RefSeq and is a predicted model, not a curated record. The transcript is spliced from 4 exons. The coding region runs from base 1 to 2274 and encodes 757 amino acids.
AUGUUCCAAUCAAAUCAAUAUGAUGAAUACAAUAAAACGAAUAAGAGUGAUGAAGAAAACGAAAGUAAUGAAAAUGAAAAUGAAAAUGAAAACGAAAAUGAAAAUAGAAGUGAAGACGGUGAUCAAGAUAGCGAAGAUAGUUUCAUCUAUGAAGAAGAUGAUGAAGAGGAAGAAGAUACACCUAAAUUAAGUUUUGGUGCAAAAUUUUUGGCAAAACAUGGACAUAUUGAAGGUCAAGGAUUAGGUAAGGAAAAAGAUGGCAGAAUUGAUUUAAUUGAAGUUGAUAGAUUCCAAAGUACAAAAGGACUUGGAUUUGCAGAGAAUGAUUUACCAGAAUUUUAUAGAGUAACUAAACAUAUAUUAGAGGAUGAGGAUGUUGAUUUUCCAUCAAAACAAAGAUUUGAAUGGAUAAGUUGUAAUAGUGAAGGUUAUAAUUUUUGGGAAGGAUUUCCAGUUGAUCAUACUCUUGUUAAAUUUGUUGCUAAUGAUUCAAUAACAGAUAAACCAAGAAGAGGUCAUUGUUCAGUAGAGUUAUUAAUGGAAUUAGAUCAACAUAAAAAUGCAUUGGAUACUUUAGACCCAAAUAGAUUCUAUGUUGCAAGAAAGAAAUCAAAUCCUUAUGAAUCAAUUAAAGGUUCAAUCUUUAUUAAUAGAGCUGCUGUUAAAAUGGCAAAUAUUGAUAAAUUGGCUGACUUAUUAACACCAAUUAUACCUGUACCUGGUAAACCAAGAGAUUUUAUUUAUUUUGGUGAUGUUUGUGCAGGACCUGGUGGAUUUACAGAAUAUGUUUAUUGGAAGAAAACUAGAGGUGGUAAAAUUAAAGGUGAAGAAGGUUUAGAUUUAGAUGAUGUUGUAAAAGGAUUUGGAUUUACAAUUAAAGGACAAUGUGAUUGGAAUGUUGAGAAAUUUUCAAAACAAAUUCCAAUUCAUAACUUUGUGAAAGAGUAUGGUUUAGAUGAUACAGGUAACAUAUUAAAGAGUGAAAAUAUUAGAGAUUUCUCAAGUAAAGUUUUCUAUAAUACCAAUGGAUUCGGGUUACAAUUGUUUUUAGCCGAUGGUGGUAUAAACACCGAUGGUAAGGAGAGUUUACAAGAAUUAAUGCUUCAACAAUUAAUUCUUUGUCAAAUUUUAACAAUGUUUGAAACUAUUGGUAGAGGUGGUAAUUUUGUUUGUAAAAUUUUCGAUACUUUUACUCCAUUCACAAUUGGUUUACUUUAUUUAGUUUAUCAACAUUUUCAAUCAUUUUCAAUUGUUAAACCUUUUACAAGUAGACCUUUAAAUUCUGAACGUUAUAUAAUUUGUAAAAAUUUCUUAUCUUAUCGUCCAAUGAAUAUCAUUGAUUUCUUACAUUAUAUAAAUUCUUUAUUAAAUAAUAAUCAAACAAUUUUAGAAUUAAUUGAAAUUAAUUCAAUGGAUCCAAAUUUUUUAAGAUAUAUUUUAGAAUCAAAUGAAUUAAUAUGUUUAAGACAAAUUAAAGCAUUUUCUUUAUUUAAAAAAUAUGUUGAAGAUAUUGAAUUACCUCCAAUUGAUCAAAAAGAAAUUAGAGCAAAAUGUUUAGAAGAAUGGGGUUUACCAAAAGAAACAAAAUAUGAUAUUGAAAAUUAUCAAAAACAUAAAAAUAGGCAAAAGCAUCACCAUAAUAAUCAUAGUAAUAAUAAUAAUAAUAAUAAUAAUAGUAAUAAUAAUAAUAAUAAUAAUAACCAACACCAACACCAACACCAUCAACAUCAACAUCACCAAAACCAACAUCAAAAUCAAUACCAACAUCAAAAUCAACAUAAAAAAUAUAAUAAUAAUAUUAAUAAUAAUAGUAAUAAUUCAUCCCCAAAUUCAUCACCAAACUUGACUUCAUCACCAAAUUUAAAUUCACCACCAAAUAUUAAUAAUGGUAAUAACCACCAAAAUAACAAUAAUAAUAAUAGUAAUAAUAAUAAUAAUAAUAAUAAUAAUAAUAAUAAUAAUAAUAAUAAUAAUAAUAAUAAUAAUAAUAAUAAUAAUAAUAAUAAGAAUCGUAGAUUUAUCAGUACAAAAUUAGUAAAGAAUAAUUCUCAAUUUCAACAAAAACCUCCACCACCUCAUAGACAUAUGUCUCCAUUACAAAUACAACAACAAUUUUUACUUCAACAACAAAAAGAGCAACAGCUACUUCAACAACCACAAAAAGAUCAAUUACAUCAAUUACACCAACAACAAUCACAAUCAGCUUUACCCGAUUUCUCUGCUGCCAAUUUCAUGGAAGCAUUAUUAAAGAGAAAAAAUGAUUCACAACAAUAA